Molecule: messenger RNA, 1438 nt
Organism: Sorex fumeus (smoky shrew)
Lineage: Eukaryota; Metazoa; Chordata; Mammalia; Eulipotyphla; Soricidae
Gene: SMYD2
Product: SET and MYND domain containing 2
Exons: 12
Coding region: 40-1341 (433 amino acids)
Cellular component (GO): nucleus
Molecular function (GO): protein binding
Source: RefSeq, a predicted model, not a curated record
GCCCGCGCGCCCGGAACCUCCGCCGCUGCCGCCGCCGCGAUGCGGGCCGAGGGCCCGGCCGGCCUGGAGCGCUUCAGCAGCCCGGGCAAGGGCCGGGGGCUGCGCGCGCUGCGGCGCUUCCGGGUGGGCGAGCUGCUGUUCUGCUGCCCGGCCUACGCCAGCGUGCUGUCGGUGGGCGAGCGCGGCCACCACUGCGAGCACUGCUUCGCCAGAAAGGAAGGUCUGUCCAAGUGCGGGCGCUGCAAGCAAGCCUUCUACUGCAAUGCCGAGUGCCAGAGGGAAGACUGGCCCCUGCACAGACUCGAGUGCACCCCCAUGGUGGUUUUCGGGGAGAACUGGAGCCCGUCCGAGACGGUGAGGCUGACGGCGAGGGUCCUGGCCAAGCAGAAGCUGCACCCUGAAAGGACGCCCUCAGAGCGACUACUGGCUGUGAAGGAGUUUGAAUCCCACCUGGACAAACUGGACAAUGAGAAGAGAGGGCUGAUCGAGAGCGACAUGGCGGCCCUGCGCCACUUCUACUCGGAGCUCCUGGACAUCCCGGAGCCGGGCAGCCUGCUGGGCCUCUUCGCGCAGGUGAACUGCAACGGCUUCACCAUCGAGGACGAGGAGCUGUCGCACCUGGGCUCGGCCAUCUUCCCCGAUGUGGCCCUCAUGAACCACAGCUGCUGCCCCAAUGUCAUUGUCACCUACAAGGGGACGCUGGCGGAAGUGAGAGCCGUCCAGGACAUUGACCCUGGAGAGGAGGUGUUCACCAGCUACAUCGACCUCCUCUACCCCACGGAGGACCGCAAUGAGCGGCUGCGGGACUCGUACUUCUUCACCUGCCAGUGCCCAGAGUGCCUGUCCCAGGACAAGGACAAGGCCAAGGUAGAGAUCCGGAAGCUCAGCGACCCUCCAAAGGCCGAGGCAGUGCGGGACAUGGUGAGAUACGCACGCAACGUCAUUGAGGAGUUCCGCAGAGCCAAGCACUACAAAUCCCCUGGGGAGCUGCUGGAGAUCUGUGAGCUGAGCGAGGAGAAGAUGGGCUCCCUGUUCGAGGAGGGCAACGUGUACAUGCUGCACAUGCGCUACCAGGCCAUGGGCGUGUGCAUGUACAUGCAGGACUGGGAGGGCGCCCUGCGCUACGGGCAGAAGAUCAUCAAGCCCUACAGCAAGCACUACCCGCUGUACUCACUCAACGUGGCGUCCAUGUGGCUGAAGCUGGGCCGGCUCUACAUGGGCCUGGACAAGAGGGCUGCCGGGGAGCGCGCCCUGCGCAAGGCCCUGGCUAUCAUGGAGGUGGCGCACGGCAAAGACCACCCUUACAUCUCCGAGAUCCAGCAGGAGAUUGAAAACCACUGAGGCCCCUUCGUGUCUGAGCACUAUCUGCGUGCCCAGUCAUGUGACCUACUGUGCUCCUGCUGCAGUGCUCCGCACACUCCUUAGAAUAAAGAGAGGA